AGGCACCGCAAACCGCGCUCGCCAGCACCUCGAUCGCCAGUUCCCGCCCAGCGUCCUUGGUAAUCUUGUCUAUUUUUGACGCCCGCGCGACAGUUCCAUCGCCUGCGCUGAAACACUCCUCCCACGCGCGAACCCACUGCCGCCCGCCAGGCACGCCCCGCCCGCACUGCGCGACAAGAUUAUUCUCGACCAGCCGACCCGCAAACAUGCCCGUCGUGGCGCCCGAGAAGCUGGUGUCGCUGCAGCAGGCGGCUGAAGGCAUCAGAAACAUAUGCAUCCUCGCCCAUGUCGACCAUGGCAAGACGUCGCUCACCGACGCCCUCAUCGCCACCAACGGCAUCAUAUCGCCCAAGCUCGCCGGCAAGAUACGGUACCUUGACUCGAGACCAGAUGAACAGCUUCGAGGCAUUACCAUGGAGUCCUCUGCCAUCUCGCUGUACUUUUCCCUGCUGCGGCGAUCUGCACCCGACGCGCAGCCUGAACAGAAGGAGUUCUUGAUAAACCUCAUAGACUCGCCCGGCCACAUUGACUUCAGCUACGAAGUCUCCACCGCCUCGCGCCUGUGCGACGGCGCUGUUGUGCUUGUAGAUGCAGUGGAAGGCGUGUGUAGCCAGACUGUCACAGUGCUCCGACAGGCGUGGAUCGAGAAGCUAAAACCCUUGCUCGUCAUUAACAAAAUGGACAGGCUGAUUACAGAACUGAAGAUGAGCCCAGGAGAGGCAUACACACAUCUAAGUAAGCUUUUGGAGCAGGUAAAUGCCGUCAUGGGCAGCUUCUACCAAGGUGAGCGCAUGGAGGACGACCUCCGAUGGCGAGAGAAGAUGGAAGAGCGACUCAGCGCUGCCGCUGCCGAGAAGGAGACUUCAAGCUCUUCAGUCCUCGAUAACGGGGACAGCAUAGACACCACCAACACACCUGCCGAGUACGAGGAAAAGGAUGACGAAGACAUCUACUUCGCUCCUGAAAACAACAACGUCAUUUUCAGCAGUGCCAUCGAUGGAUGGGCAUUUACUGUCAGACAGUUUGCAAGCCUAUACGAGCGUAAGCUUGGCAUCAAGCGCUCCGUACUAGAAAAGGUGCUGUGGGGCGACUACUACCUAGAUCCUAGGACGAAACGUGUACUGGGCUACAAACAUCUGAAGGGCCGACAUCUCAAGCCCAUGUUUGUCCAGCUAGUGCUCGACACCAUAUGGGCUGUGUAUGAAGCAACCACGGGAGGUAACAAUGGGAAGGGAGAUCCCGCGAUGAUAGAGAAGAUCACCAAGUCACUCAAUUUGACCAUUCCAGCGCACGUUUUGCGAUCCCGCGACCCACGCGCGCUUCUGACUACACUUUUCGCGGCCUGGCUUCCCCUUUCCACAGCAUUGCUCGUCUCUGUAACCGAGCAUCUUCCAUCGCCGCCCAAAGCACAAGCAGAACGCAUUCCUGAAAUUGUGGACAAUUCUCCUGGAGCAGACUAUGUUGCGCCCGAAGUUAGAGACGCCAUGGUCGACUUCAAGACCUCCAAGGACGCGCCCGUGGUCGCGUACGUAAGCAAGAUGGUCUCAAUCCCGGAAAGCGAGCUGCCGGAGAACAAGCGAAGAGGAGGAGCAUUGAGUGCCGAAGAGGCUCGAGAGCUUGGUCGCAAGAAGCGUGCGGAGAUUGCCCGACAGCAAGCAUUGGCGAGCGAAGGUGCCAACGACGUUGAAAGCGUGACCGAAGCACUCAGCUCAGCUGCCAUCGGGGAGUCGGAAACACCCGAGGAGAGUGAGGAGACUCAAGAGGAGGUAGAGCAUCUAAUCGGUUUCGCGCGCAUUUACUCAGGAACGCUGAGCGUUGGUGACGAGGUAUACGUUCUGGGACCCAAGUUCACACCAGCAAGACCAAACACCGCACCUGAGCCCCAGAAGGUCAAGGUCACCGGGCUGUAUCUCAUGAUGGGGCGCGGCUUGGAGUCUCUAACUACAGUACCUGCUGGUGUCGUGUUUGGUAUCGGGGGUCUUGCUGGGCACGUCCUGAAAUCAGGAACGUUAUGCUCGCAGCUUCCGGGCUCAGUCAACUUGGCUGGUAUCAACAUGGGUACCCACCCUAUUGUGCGAGUUGCACUAGAGCCAGAGAACCCCUACGACCUGGAGAAGAUGAUCAGUGGUUUGAAGUUGCUCGUUCAGAGCGACCCAUGUGCUGAAUACGAAGUGCUUCCAAGCGGUGAACAUGUCAUCCUCACUGCCGGUGAGUUACAUUUCGAACGCUGUCUGAAGGAUCUCAAGGAGCGGUUCGCAAAAUGCGAGAUACAGGCUGGUGCUCCUAUCGUGCCUUACCGCGAAUCUAUCAUUGCAGCCGCAGAGAUGAAUCCGCCGAAAGACCCGAAUCUUCCUCGUGGAACUGUCGUUGGCGUCACAGUAAGCAAGCAGGUUUCCGUUCGCUUGCGUGUCCGUCCACUCCCAGCCAAUGUGACAGAAUUCCUUAGCAAGAACGCUGGUGCUAUCAAGAGGCUCUUUAGCGAUGAGAGGGAGGAGCAGGAAAGGCAGCAAGCCGCUGAUGAGGCGACUGCGGAAGGCGAUGGUAUGGAGGAAGCCGAGCAGCUAGAGACUGGCCAUACCCUCACCCUCGAAGAGUUCAAGAAGCAGCUAAAAGAUGCAUUCAACGACAAGGAUAACAAAUCCCAACGGGAAAUAUGGACGAAUGUCAUCGACACGAUCGCAGCCUUCGGACCUAGGAGAAUCGGGCCCAACAUUCUCAUUGACGCGACCAAGGAAGGCAUCUGCGCCAAACCACUCCGCGAAUCUUCUACCCCCGAACCCAAACACUCAUCCCACUCCACAUCUGCCAUAACCGCGCACACCCUCACCGACAAGAUAACCUACGCCUUCCAGCUCGCCACGGCCCAGGGCCCACUCUGCGCCGAACCUGUCCAAGGCAUCGCCGUCUUCCUCGAAGAAGUGAUCCUCUCUCUCCCCGAAGAAUCUGAAAACAGCUCUGAGCGCAUGGGCCGCCUCACCGGCGAAGUCAUCAAAACAGUGCGCUCCUCGAUCCACGCGGGCUUCCUCGACUGGUCCCCACGCAUGCUCCUCGCCAUGUACACAUGCGAAAUCCAAGCCUCGACGGACGUCCUCGGUCGCGUCUACGCCGUACUGACGCGCCGUCGUGGACAGAUCCUCUCAGAGACCAUGUCCACCUCGUCCGCGUCGACGACAGGAAAUCAGACCUUCACCAUCACGGCGCUGCUCCCUGUCGCGGAGUCGUUCGGCUUCAGCGACGAGAUCCGGAAGCGCAGUUCUGGAAGUGCGUCACCGCAGCUGCGGUUUGCGGGCUUCGAGAUGCUGGAUGAGGACCCGUUCUGGGUGCCGUUUACGGAGGAUGAGCUUGAGGAUCUGGGCGAGUUGGCGGAUAAGGAGAAUGUGGCAAAGAAGUAUAUGGAGCAGGUGAGGAGGAGGAAGGGGAUGGUGGUUAGGGAGGUGCUGGUGAAGGAUGCGGAAAAGCAGAAGAACAUGAAGCGGUAGAUGGGUGGGUGGGUCG
Molecule: messenger RNA, 3495 nt
Organism: Paraphaeosphaeria sporulosa
Lineage: Eukaryota; Fungi; Ascomycota; Dothideomycetes; Pleosporales; Didymosphaeriaceae
Product: P-loop containing nucleoside triphosphate hydrolase protein
Exons: 5
Coding region: 207-3479 (1090 amino acids)
Biological process (GO): cytosolic ribosome assembly
Cellular component (GO): ribonucleoprotein complex; cytosol
Molecular function (GO): ribosome binding; GTPase activity; GTP binding
Source: RefSeq, a predicted model, not a curated record